AGAUGUCCUCUUUCAGACCGGUGGGAAAGUCUGAUCUGCCAGACAAUCUCAAAUACUCCAAGUGGGAUCACAUCGAAGUUAGUGAUGACGAAGGCGAUAGCCAUCCGAACAUUGAUCAGAAGCUCAUGGCGCGUCUCAAGAAGGAGAAGCGUGCUCGUGACUACGAGGAGUUCAGGCAGAAGCACCCUGAAGCACCAGACCCUAUUCGCGCUGAAGAUCUCAAGACGAGCACACAGCGAACGGUGGUGAACAGCACGUCAAAGGAGACAGAGAACCAAAAGGAAGCAAAGAAACAUAAGGAGGCUGGCAACAAGCAUUUCUCCAAGGGAGAGUACGCGGAGGCGGAGGACUGCUUCUCUAAAGCGAUAGAGCUUGCGGGUCCUGAUUGCGUGAACGGAGGAAUAGACGCCAAGAGGCAGCUCGCUGUGUACUACAAUAAUCGCGCAGCUGCACGAUGGAACAUCGCUAUUGCAAACACUCCCGAAAAGAAGGAUGAAAGCAACACAAUCAUUCUAAUGGACAAGGCCGAUCAGGCUAUCGAAGAUUGUACUGCAGCGUUGAAAUAUGAUUUCAGAUAUGUCAAGGCCAGACUUUGCAGGGCCAAAAUCUAUGAAGCCAAGAUGGACCUGAAGCUGGCAUAUGACGACUAUAAGCGAGCGAUGUCGUACGAGCCGAGCAAUACCUUGGCUAAGGAAGGAAUCGACAGAUUGCAGCCCGAGAUAGACCGAAUGGAGGAGGAGAAGCUCAUCGAGAUCACGAUCCCAGACGUCAUCCCAGAGAACCGCACCAUCAAGUAUAACAUCCCUGGUCAUGGCGAGAUCGAACUGGAGCUUCCGGAAGAUGCCGUCCCUGGUCAGACGAUCAAGCUUCAGCUGGAAGAGGAGGGAGAACCUGAACCCGAACCAGAGGAUGAGGGAGGGAGCGGCCUCAACCACCAUGCCAACAUGUAUCAGAAGAGUCUUGACGCGUUCCUCAAAGACAGCACGUUCAACAACAUCUUCAUGGAUCGGUGGAUGAAGAUGUCGGAAGAAAGCCGCAUGGCAGUCAUCGACAGGACCUUCGAUGCCAUGGCCCAGCAGACCAUCACCAACACCACGGGCUACAAGAUGAGCAGGAGCGACUUCUACCUGCUCUGCCCAGAGGUCGCGCCAGAGCGAAGAAGAGAUUACGCGAAGAAGCCUGAGAGCUUCAUCGAGGCCUGCAAGGUUAGCAUCGCAGACACCGACGCCAACGCCAGGAAGUGGCUGGAAGACAACAAGUCAAGUCUUGCAAACACCCAGAUUGCCUUUGGGAUGCGACUUCAGUUCCAGAUAGGAGUGAACACCGACGGGGGAAUCGAUGUCAUGGCGCCGAUCCGCCGGCUGUUGGUUGCCGAAACGCUUGUCUGUGUCUUUGAGGCGCUGACAGGAAAGAAGGCUGCUGAGUUUGAGCAUAUGAGGAUGUAA
Guillardia theta CCMP2712 is the source of this 1445-nucleotide messenger RNA. RefSeq lists its product as hypothetical. Gene Ontology annotation, molecular function: protein kinase binding; molecular adaptor activity. Gene Ontology annotation, biological process: post-translational protein targeting to endoplasmic reticulum membrane. The annotation marks the transcript as partial. The record is from RefSeq and is a predicted model, not a curated record. NCBI's taxonomy places the organism in Eukaryota, Cryptophyceae, Pyrenomonadales, Geminigeraceae. The transcript is spliced from 8 exons. Gene Ontology annotation, cellular component: membrane; TRC complex.